Messenger RNA from Entrophospora candida, 443 nucleotides. The record is from the annotation of a GenBank genome assembly. Lineage: Eukaryota; Fungi; Glomeromycota; Glomeromycetes; Entrophosporales; Entrophosporaceae.
AGGUAUUCACAGGUAUGCUUUUAGGUGAUUGCGGCCUAAGAAUGAUGGGUAAUGAUGCUCACAUUUAUUUUGAACAGAAAGACCAAUCCUUCGUAGUUCACCUAUGGAGCCUCUUUAACGAAAUAGGAAUUGUAGGGGCACCCCCCUUGAAAAAAGAAUCAAUUAUUAAGCCCUCCGGUUGGGUCAGACCGCAGGGUCGUCCAACCCGUUGGGUCAGACCGCAGCCGGCAGGGCAUAGGUACGCCGCCGCCAUAGGUACGCCGGCGGCAGGGGAGGGCUGUUUCGAUAAAUCUACAGGUAGAAUAGAUAUCUGUACUGACAGCUUUACAGAAAAAGAAGUGGACUUACUGCGUUCUAUUCUCUUAGAAAAGUAUGGUAUUGAUUCUUCUCGGAAAUCUGCUGGUAAUAAAGGGAAGGAACAAUAUCGUAUCCGUAUUCCUUAA